AGUCAGAUCAAACCACUUUCCACGUGUUGAUGGCCACGACCACUGACUCCGAAGCGCGUCUUAGUUUGGCGGCCCUGCUUCUACUUGGGUCUCUCUGGUUCUGCCCGGCGCGAGGCGACGCUCACUCUCUGUCCUAUAACUUCACCAUCACUCCUCGGCCCAGUCCUGGACAGCUGUGGUGUGAAGUUCAUGGCCAGGUGGACGGACAGGUUUUUCUCUACUGUGAAUGUGGUCAUGCUAAGAUCAUAUUCACAAGUCCAUUGGGAGAAGAAGUGAAAACCAUGAAGUCCUGGGAAACACAGAUCGAAACUCUCAGAGACAUCGGGAACCAACUGCGUGACUUUACACUGGAGAAACACACGGUCACGGAUCCUCUCACCUUGCAGGCCAGGAUGACAUGUCGCUGUGAGGAUGACAGACACAUCAGUGGAUCCUGGCAGUUUGGCUUGAAUGGACAAAUGAGCCUCCAUUUUGAUUCGGAGAAUGGACACUGGAGAGUGGAUCACCCUGGAGGCAGACGGAUGAAAGAGAAGUGGGAGAAUGACAGAGAUGUGACGGACUUCCUGAAGAAGGUCUCCAUGGGAGACUGUCGGGCCUGGCUUCAGGCUUUCAUGGGGCGCUGGGAGAAAAUGUUGAAGACCUCGGCAUCACCGACCACAGUUCCCCCUACGGUGCAGCCCAGGGCCACAGCCAUCAAGACUGAAGCCUGGAUCCUCCCUGUGGUCCUCACCAGUUUCAUCAGAACUGUCUUCCUGGACUGAGUCCUUUCAAAGAACAGGUGAUGCUGCUCCCAGGAAGCUCCUGACAGGUGCUCUGUCGGCCUCAGGACUCAGUCUUUCCUUGGCCGCCUUUGUUCUCCUUCUGCUCACUUUAGAGCCAGGAGAUCAGACCCAGGAAUUCUUCUCUCUCUUUUUUUUUUUUUUUCAUUUAUUUAUAUUAGUUGGAGGCUAAUUGCUUUACAAAUGUAGUGUUUUUUGCCAUAUAUUGAUAUGAAUCAGCCAUGGAUUUAUAUGUGUUCCCCAUCCUGAACUCCCCUCCCACCUCCCUCCCCAUCCCAUUCCUCUGGGUCAUCAUAGUGCACCAGCCCUGAGCACUUGUCUCAUGCAUCAAACCUAGACUGGCAAUCUGUUUCACACUUGAUAAUAUACAUGUUUCGAUGCUAUCCUCUCAAAUCAUCCCACCCUCGCCUUCUCCCACAGAGUCCAAAAGUCUGUUCUAUACAUCUAUGACUCUUUUUCUGUCUUGCAUAUAGGGUUAUCAUUACCAUCUUUCUAAAUUCCGUAUAUAUGCGUUAGUAUACUGCAUUGGUGUUUAUCUUUCUGGUUUACUUCACUCUGUAUAAUGGGCUCCAGUUUCAUCGACCUCAUUAGAACUGAUUCAAAGGUCUUCUUUUUAACGGCUGAGUAAUAUUCCAUUGUGUAUAUGUACCACAGCUUUCUUAUCCAUUUGUCUGCUGAUGGGCAUCUAGGUUGCUUCCAUGUCCUGGCUAUUGUAAACAGUGCUGCAAUGAGCAUUGGGGUACACGUGUCUCUUUCAGAUCUGGUUUCCUCGGUGUGUAUGCCCAGGAGUGGGAUUGCUGGGUCAUAUGGCAGUUCUAUUUCCAGUUUUUUUUAAGGAAUCUCCACACUGUUCAUAGUGGCUGUACCAGAACCAGGAGUUCUGAGUCUGCCUUCCAGUUAUGAUGACACAGUAGCUGCAUUGUCUUGUGACUCUUGUCACAUUUGGUAAACAAUCUCCUCAGUCUCUUUUUAUUCCCCAUCCUCUUUUGCCUCUUUCUCUUGAUUGUAAGUGAUGGAAUCCCUGCAAUGAAAUGUUCAACUACUUGAACAAGAAAUCCCCUCAAAGAGGACACUUUCUGUCUUCUUCUAAUUCGAGAAAAAUUAGACUCUUCUCUGAAUGGCAAUCUCAUUGUUGCAAAUGAUGAUAAUGCAAGAAAAAUUCCAUCUGCUAUUACAGAACACAGGGAUUCUUUCUAUGUUCAGAGAAACAACUUCACAGUGUUUUGAACAGAACAAAAUAUUAUGUCUGAAUGUCUCUUUUAGACAUUUUGUUUCCUAAAAUGAAUAGUUAAUUCAGUAUCUCACUAUUGCAAAAGACAUAAAUAUUUCAAGUUUCCUUUUCUAAUCAAGGAGGGAACUUGGGACAUUUCACUCUUUUUCCACCUUAUGGGAUUAAAUAGAACUGAUGAUUUGGCUACAUUUAUUGUGUAAGCAGAGAAUAAAAAGAAAGCUCUUAAAGUAACAUGCAGUCUAGCUGUCAAUCCCAAACAGUAUCCUGAUAUCCUGGAUCCAAACAUAUAUUCUGGAAGUUAUGCAAUGAAAUCCUUUUUUGUUUCAUCAAGAUCUGCACCCUCAGUGGUGACUCUCCUGUGUUCCUCCAUGCCUCCACCUCUCAAAGGAGAAGCCAGACUUCACAGCACAAACUAUAUCUGUUUUGAAAAGUAGAUUUAUUUCCCCAUAGACAAAGAAUCAUAUUCAGAAUAGAGAAUGAAGAACUACAAAUAAAUAAGAUAAAUUGUAGUGUUUUGGCCACAGCUUGAGCUUUUCACAUAUGGUGAAUUGUUGUUCAGUUGCUAAUUCCAUGUUGAACUCUGUGACCCCAUGGACUGUAAUAGGCCAGGCUUCCUUGUCUCUCACUAUCUCCCGGAGUUUGCUCAGACUCAUGUCCAUUGAGUCAGUGAUGCCAUCCAACCAUCUCAUCCUCUGUUGCCCCAUUCUCCUCCUGCCCUCAAUCUUUGCUAUCAUCGGUGUCUUUUCCAAUGACUUGGCUCUUCACAUCAGGAAGGCAAAGUAUUGGAGUUUCAUCUUCAGCCUCAGUCCUUCCAAUGAAUAUUCAGGGUUGAUUUCCUUUAGGAUUGACUGGUUUGAUCUCCUUGCAGUCCAAGGGAAUCUCAAGAGCCUAAUCUAGCACCACAAUUCAAAAGCAUCAGUUAUUCAGCACUCAGCCUUCUUUAUGGUCCAACUGUCACAUAAAUGCAUCACUAGUGGAAAAUUCUUAGCUUUGACUGGACAGACCUUUAUUGGCAAAGUGAUGUCUUUGCAUUACACAUCCUACUCAGCAUCUUUCCUUUUUCUUCUCAAACCAAUUUUACCACUUGACCUUGAUGCUCAGUUUUGCUUUCUUAUCGUGCAUGUGUUCACUGGAGGAGCACUUUUGAUUUCCUUUAAGUACUUUUCCUUUGCGUUCACAACUUGUCCAACUGUUUGAUGGAAAAGGCUUCUGUUAGGUCCUUGCCGGUUCUGUAUUUUAUUGUGUCCAUCUUUAAAUGAAAUGUUCCCUUGGUAUCUCGAAUUUUCUUGACGAGAUCUCUAGGCUUUCCCUUUCUAUUGUUUUCCUCUAUUUGCAUUGAUCAUCUAGGACGCCUUUCUUAUAUCUCCUUGCUAUUCUUGGGAAUUAUGCAUUCAGAUGGAUUUAUCUUUCCUUUUCUCCUUUGCCUUUCACCUCUCUUCUUUUCUCAUCUAUUUCUAAGGUCUCCUCAGACAAUCAUUUUGUCUUGCAUUUCUUGGGGAUGGUUUGGUCAGUGCCUUCUGUACAAUGUCAUGACCCUCUGUCCAUAGUUCUUCAGGCACUCUGUGUACCAGAUAUAGUCCCUUGAUUCUAUUUGUCCCUUCCACUGUAUAAUAUAAGACAUUUGAUUUCAGUCAUAGCUGAAGGGCCUAGUGGUUUUUCCUACUUUCUUCAAUUUAAGUCUGAAUUUUGCACUGCAGAGCUCAUGAUCUGAGCCACACUCAGCUCUCGGUCUUGUUUUUGCUCCUUUAUAGAGGUCCUCCAUUGUUGGCUACAAGGAAUAUAAUCUAUCUGAUUUCAGUAUUGACCAUCAGGUGAUGUCCAUGUGUAGAGUCAUCUCUUGUUUUGUUAGAACAGUGUUUUUGCUAUGACUAGUGCGUUCUGUUGGCAAAACUCAAAAUAACCUUUGUUGCCUUAAUUUUAUAUGCCAAGGCAUGUAGAUACAGCAAAAUCUCAGAGAUAUUCCAGACUGUGUUCCAGACUGGGGCAAUAAAUUGAAUAUCAUAAUAAUGUGAAUCACAGGGAAGGAGGGAUCGGGAUGGGGAACACACAUCAAUCCAUGGCUGAUUCAUGUCAGUGUAUGGCAAAAACCACUACAAUAUAAAAAAAUUUUUUUUUAAUUUUUUAAAUGAAAAAAUGCAUUAAAAAAAUAAAAAACAACAAAAAAUGAAAUAAAAUAAAAAUCAAAGUCCAGUUCUAAAAAAAUUUAAAAAGUGAAUCACACAAAUUUUUCAUUUCCCACUAUGUAUAUAGUUUUGUUGAUAUGGUCUGAAGUCUGUUAA
Dama dama (fallow deer) is the source of this 4289-nucleotide messenger RNA. RefSeq names its product UL16-binding protein 3-like. Gene Ontology annotation, biological process: immune response; antigen processing and presentation of endogenous peptide antigen via MHC class I via ER pathway, TAP-independent; positive regulation of T cell mediated cytotoxicity. The coding region runs from base 30 to 761 and encodes 243 amino acids. Gene Ontology annotation, cellular component: external side of plasma membrane. The record is from RefSeq and is a predicted model, not a curated record. The transcript has 5 exons. NCBI's taxonomy places the organism in Eukaryota, Metazoa, Chordata, Mammalia, Artiodactyla, Cervidae.